AAAGUCUUGUGUUCUCUAUGUAAGGCUACUUUCCUUUAGUUUCUUGCCUCAUCAUAAUCAUUUUCAUAUCUAAAGUCAAUGCAGAUGCAACUGCUCUAGUUUGUGGUAACACUGUAGUUAACUCUAGAGCAAAUAGCAACUAUGCCAAAAACCUUAACACCCUUUUGUCCACUCUCACUUCCAACACAAAAAUCAACUACGGUUUCUACAAUUCCUCAUAUGGCCAAAACACAGACAGAGUAAACGCCAUUGGACUCUGCAACACAGCAAGGAGGCAACUGGUUGCAUUACUCGGAUAGUGCCAUUUUCGGCCACAAGGAAUUGCUACCUAUGUACUAUAGUGUUGAAAAUAACACAACUGAGGUUGAUAAGUUCAAUAAAAUUCUCAACAACUUGCUAGAAAAUCUUAAAAGCAAAGCUGCAUCUGGUGACUCUCGUCGAAAAUAUGGUGUGGGAAGUGCCUCGGUAGGUCCAAGGAACAUAACCAUAUAUGGUGUUGUUCAGUGUACUCCUGAUUUGUCUGAGAAAGAAGAUUGGUGCUGGAGUCGUUAGAGCAAGUAUUGCUUGGUUGAGUCAAUUCAAUUGCUACCAACUUGUUGAAAUGAUAAGAUUGGUGCUGGAGUCGUUAGAGCAAGUUGCUUUCUUAGAUAUAACACCUCAAUCUUCUAUGACCCUUCAACACCAGCACUUUCACCUUUACCUCAAGGUACAAUCGCCAUCUCUAUCUCUGAAUCCAUCAUCAGCACCUUCACCACAAGGGACGAAUAAUGCAUCAAGUACUGCAGUUCAUUUAUUGUUGUUAUUGUUGUUGGGUUCAUUUUUAGCUGUAUCUAUAUAAAGAGGCCAGCACAAUUUUUUAAAGCAAUUCUUUCUAAUAAGGACGAGUUUAGCUGGUCCACAUUGUUGUAAUAAUAAGAGAUAUAUAAGUGUUAGAUUUGUUACUUGAUUUCUGCUAUUAAACAAAC
Messenger RNA from Arachis ipaensis, 965 nucleotides. The record is from RefSeq and is a predicted model, not a curated record. Lineage: Eukaryota; Viridiplantae; Streptophyta; Magnoliopsida; Fabales; Fabaceae.